AGAAAUUCUGAUCAGUCAUUAAACGGGUUGACCCGAACCAACCUCUGCAGCUCUAGUACGAAGUACCAGUAAUAUAUAAAGAUAAAUUUAUGCUACUCGUCCCUGAAGAAGCACGAAAACACUGGGGAAGUUUGCGGCUCAAAGACGCUGCUCAGUGCUCACCAUAGCUGAGUACCUCUACUGGUUACAACUUGCGUGUGACCUAAUAUGGAAAGACAACGGUUUAGCAGAAAGACAGGUAUAAAGAGACGAAACAAUCAAGAAUCGUUUAGGAAGAACAAACGCCGUGGUAGAGAUGUGAAGAUUGAAGAAAACCAGUUGUCUUGUGAUUCAGAUUCACCCAAUGAGAAGUUAGAGGAAGAAUCUGUAGUCAUACAUGAAGAAGAAGAAGAAGAGAUGUGUUAUAGAGAGCCCACAAUGUAUGAGAACUUGUUACGCUCAUUGAGUAGGCAAAAAGUAGUGGUUACUACUGAUUCAGAAGAAGAUUCAGAUGAUGCUCAUGAACCACAUGAUGGAAAUGAAGAGAGCGGAGAAGAAAGUGAUGAUGGGUCUUCAAUACUUGGUGAUCUGGGAGAUGGCCACAAAGAAUCUGAUUUGGGAGAUGAUGCUGAUUCUGAGGUCUCAGAUACAGAUGAGGAACAAGAUGUGAGAGUAAAUGGCCAGCUUGGUGCAGAAACAUUAACAAACUCAAGCACCUUUCAUAAACAUUUGGGAUACAAAUUCUCCAACGAUGAGGCUAACAAGUUGUUGGACAAAAAGUGGAAAUACAAAUGGAAUUCUGAAGAAUCAAAUUGCAAGUGGAAGGGUACUGGUGAAUGCUUUCUCAAGGAACUAGACAUGAAUUCAUGUCAUGGUCUCAAACCAGUAUUGUAUAAACAUUGGUUGGACACUUAUAAGGAGUCUGGUGGCCAAGAUUUUCAUUCAUCCAGGCAGAUGUCGUUCUUCUCCAUGUGCAACAGCUAUCGAGAUAUAUUGCAUCAUAACAAGAGGCCAUUCUAUCUUAAAGGUCGAGAAGAGGAUGCUAACAUCAUGGAUGCUUAUCUUGUGCACUCGCUCAAUCAUGUAUUCAUGACUAGGGAUCUUGUGAAGAAGAACAGAGCAAAACUGGCUAAGGCACAAGAGAACAUGCAAGUGGAUGUUUUGAACAGUGAAGCCUUUCUUGACCAUGGUUUUACUCGUCCUAAGGUUUUGAUUCUUCUACCACUUGCAAGCAUUGCACUUCGGGUAGUUCGUAGGUUGAUCGAGUUAACACCUUCAAAGUACAAGGCUAACAUAGAGGAGCGUGAUCGGUUUUUUCGAGAGUUCGAAAGUGAAGCAACCACUGAUGAGUAUGAAAAUAUGAAAACUCCUAAACCAUCUGAUUAUAAAGCACUGUUUGGAGGGAAAAACAACGACCACUUCAUGCUUGGGAUAAAGUUUAACAGGAGGAGUAUACGAUUGUACAGUGAUUUCUAUUCUUCGGAUAUGAUUAUUGCAUCUCCUCUUGGUCUAGUCACGAAAAUUGGGGAGGCUGAAGCAGUUAAAGAAAAAGAUGUUGAUUAUCUUUCUUCUAUAGAGGUUCUAAUAAUAGAUCAUGCAGAUGUAAUGUUAAUGCAGAAUUGGUUCCAUGUGGUUGAAGUACUUGAGAAACUUAAUAAUAUACCUUCUAAGCAGCGUGGAACAGAUAUUAUGCGCAUAAGGCAAUGGUACUUAGAUGGACAGGCACCACUCUACAGACAAACAAUGAUUUUAAGCUCACAUGUAAACCAAGACAUCAAUGCUUUAUUCAACCGUCAUUGCCUCAACUAUGAGGGAAAGGUUAAAUCGGUCUGCAUGUAUAAGGGUGUUCUUCCUGAAAUAGUGAUUCAAGUCCGCCAGGUUUAUCAACGUUUUGAUGCCAAGACAAUAGUUGAUGCAGCUAAUGAUCGUUUUGAAUAUUUCACUAAAAAGCUAUUUCCUAAGAUAAAAGAUUCAAUUGAGGGUGGCAUCAUGAUAUUCAUCAGUUCUUACUUCGACUAUUUCAGAGUUAAAAAAUUCCUGAAGGCGCAAGAGGCGUCAUUCUGUAAGCUGGGAGAGUAUACCAAGCAGAGUGACAUCUCUCGUGCCCGAAACUGGUUUUUUGCCGGACAGAAAAGCAUCAUGCUCUACACCGAGAGAGCUCACUUCUAUCACAGAUACAAGAUCCGUGGUGUUCGUAACUUGAUCAUAUAUUCACUUCCCGAGAGGAAGGAGUUUUAUCCCGAGAUUGUUAAUAUGCUACAAGGCACAGAUUGCACAGCUUUAUAUUCUCGUUUCGACCUGAUUCAGCUUGAAAGAAUUGUCGGUUCUACUGCUGCAAAACGGAUGGUCACUUCAGAUGAGGGUACAUUCAUCUUUGCAUGAUGCUAUGUGCUCAUAUUACUCAAAACUCCUAGGAAGAUGAGUCUGCACGGGCAUUCAUUUAUUUUUACCAAUAUUUUAACGCAUGUCUUGCGCUGAUUGAUCAUUUAAUUUAUUUUCGUAUCAUGCUCAUACAAGCUAAAGUUUUGAUAGUUUGAUCACAACAUAUUAGUCAAAUGUGAGAUGUUAAUUUUAUUAGACUACUACGUGAACCAUAAUAAUCAGUGCAAAAGUUGUUCACAAUAAUCAGUGCAAAAGUACUUGGCUGAUUGUUCUCAUCUCAACAUAUGCAUCAACCCAUAUGGAUGAGUUGCUCUAGCAAG
Messenger RNA from Cuscuta epithymum, 2681 nucleotides. NCBI's taxonomy places the organism in Eukaryota, Viridiplantae, Streptophyta, Magnoliopsida, Solanales, Convolvulaceae. The record is from the annotation of a GenBank genome assembly.